This is a messenger RNA of Acytostelium subglobosum LB1, 2592 nucleotides long. RefSeq lists its product as hypothetical. Gene Ontology annotation, biological process: protein phosphorylation. Bases 1 to 2592 code for a protein of 863 amino acids. The transcript has 2 exons. Lineage: Eukaryota; Evosea; Eumycetozoa; Acytosteliales; Acytosteliaceae. The record is from RefSeq and is a predicted model, not a curated record. Gene Ontology annotation, molecular function: ATP binding; protein kinase activity.
AUGGUAGAGACAUUAAAGUUGUUUGAUGUGUAUAGGAAGAAGUGUCAUGAGAAGGCAAAUGAAUUGACAGCAUGUCACUCUCAACUCAGUGAUGUAGUCGAUACCAAAUCAUCAUGUAUAUCAUUCGCCAAAGAGAACUGUUCAAAGAUUAGAAUAGUUCUCUCUGGUCCAACUCAUUCUGGAAAGUCAACAUUGACGAACACAUUGCUAGGAUGUCAACUGAUGCCAUCAGGUGCUGGUCACACGAGUGGAAGGAUAUGCAUUAUGGCUUACUCGAAAAAGAUCAGAAUCAAGUUCUAUACAAUCAUACUUCCUUAUGACAAGGAGCCCGGCAUGUUGAAACGCAUCGACAAUGAGACCAUCACAUUGGAAUCGAAGGAGUUCAAUGCAGAGACAAAGAAGAAACUAUUGUUGCUGAUGAAAGAGUCACUUGGACGAACAGCGGAGAUCGACAACGACCCAGAGAAGUUCGAGAGGUGGGCCAGAAAGAUUGUGAAGGUCAAGUUCCCGUCACCACUGCUCGAGACUGGCAUUGAGAUCGUCGAUGUGCCAGGCUUCAGUGUGUCGGACAGUUCAUCACUGCUCCCUAUACGUACGGACUUCUUCAAGGUGUACAAUCCCAACGGAGUUAUCUUUUGCUACAACAACACGGCCGUCUCGGAUGGUGAGGUGUUGGCUCUCCCUGACCUGAUGAAAUCACUGCCCAAGGACUGGACCGCCAAGGAGUCGGUCUUCUUUGCCAACACCAAAACGUCAAAGAGCGAGGUGGCUGUCAACAACGGCAUGGACCCUCUAGAUGAGGUUCCCCUCGAGUACAUACACACCCACAUGGCAGACAGCCUUAACAAGCUCAAAGGCUCGAGUUUCAAUGACGCCACCAACCGCAUGUGCAUUCACGAGCGGCGAUUCGCAAUGGUCAAUGCAAUGGAGUUCGCAAAAUCCCCAAAGUCCGUCGAGAACAGAUUCAUCUUCCAGCAUUUCAUCAAUCGGCUCGUCAGAUGGAUGGGCGGAUUGAUCCAGAGACAGUGCGACAUGGUCCUGACGCUGCUCGAGCUAGAGUGUCUGUUCAUGACCAUCAAGAUCGAGUCGGUCCAGUCAUACAUCAGCAACAUCGUGGACUUUAACACCUUGCUCAAAGAGUCCGACCAGUUGUCCAUUGACUUUGCGGCCGUCGUCAUCGUCACAAUGAUCAAGGUGAUCGAGACCAUUCCCGCCCUGGUGAAGAGGGCCUUUGACCACAACCAGGAGCGUAUCAAGGACUUCCAGCAGACCGUCAACAAGCUGGCACAGAACGACAUCUCGUUCCGUCUGCUCGCCGUCGAGUUCCUCUUUGAGCAGGUGAUUAAGAAGGUGAUCAAGCUGAUCGAGGAAGUCACAGCCACGGCCAUCAGCGGGCUUACCAAGAAAUACUUUGAGAAGGGUGACUUUGUCAACCUGAUCAUGCGAGGUACGAUGGAGGACAUGGAGAGUGCUCUCAAGUCGUCCUUCCCCACCCUUCUGUCAACCGCUCUCUCUGGGGCCAUCAGCUCAUCGAUAUUCGAAGGCUUCCUGCUCUACUUCACAGUACCCACAGGCAAGGCCAAGGCCGAGAGCAAGAUGGACCUCAAGACACUGGUCGAGAAGUAUCCCGAGUCGAUCAGUACGAAAACACUGGAGAAGGACAUCGUCCAGGCUGUGAUCACUCAGUUCAAGAUGUUCAAAACCUUCCAAAUGCUGCAGCACGACCGACUGCGACUGUUGAUCAAGUCAUCCAACCUAUUACCGGCGCACAUCACCACCUGCCUCAACAGCUACCACACACUCUACCUGGAGGUGCUCGCCCUCAACUGCAACGUGCACUUCCCCUUUAAAGGUCUGCAUGUUGAUCGAUCCAAGGUUGUGGCUAUUGGUGAUAUUGGAUCGUUGUACUCUGGAUCACUCAAAACAAAUUCAUUCCUGGUCCAAGUCGUCGAGCCCAAGAAGAGCGACACGAUACAUCGCAAGUUGUUGUGGCAGGCCAAACUGUCAAAUCAUGUGCCCAAGGAGGUACCGAUGGUGCCUCUACAAGCAGUCUUUCAACAACGUGUACAGAGAGAUGAUGGCGCUGACGACGAUGUGGAAUGGCUGCUGGCGUUCAAGGAGUACAGCCCAAUGGUACCUUACCUCAAGGAGCACAUCUCCAUGCUAACUCCGCUCCAGUCGUUGACGAUGAUCACUCAGUUGGUCAAAGCACUGGCGUAUAUACAUGACGAAGGUAUCACACACGAGAAUGUCAAGUUGGAGUUCAUCUACAUCAAUCCAGAAACCAAGGAUGUGUACCUCUCGAUGUUUGGAGAUGUGAGUGGAAUAGACCAAGUUAGGACAACGAACUAUCCAAAGGCAUCGCUCGACUUGGAGGCACUGGGUGUGGUCAUAUGCGAGUUGUUGCCAAAGCCAACACUUAAGAGAUUCACAGUUGAUCAGGUAUCCGCCAAUCCCAACAGCACAAUCGAUAAGCUGGUACCAAUGAAGCAUCAUGUUGCGCUGGCGACGUUUGUUCAACAUUGCUUCAACAAACAAGCCACUAUCAAGGACAUCACAUCAAAGUUGGAGGAACUCAUCAAACAUCUGUAG